Molecule: messenger RNA, 396 nt
Organism: Phytophthora nicotianae INRA-310
Lineage: Eukaryota; Oomycota; Peronosporomycetes; Peronosporales; Peronosporaceae
Exons: 2
Coding region: 1-396 (131 amino acids)
Source: RefSeq, a predicted model, not a curated record
AUGGAAACCACGUCCUCAAGUGACAUCUUUCUCAUGGAUAUGGAUGAAGUGUCCGUGUUGGAAUUCCUCGCUGACAUUGAAAUGCCGAAUGACGACGUCAUCGGCACCACAGAGUCGUCACCGAAGGGAGUUGUUGAGGCCGACACGCCCUCCAAACCAGAGAAGAAAUCGUGGAGACAGCGACGUAAAGAGGAACUUUUGGCACUACGGAGGAUCGCCAAGGAGCUCUCGAUUCAGCAUCAGCAAGUCAAAUUAGCGGCAGGUGUUCGCUCGACACUUCCAGGAGCAGACACAUUUAUUGGAGCUACUGCUCCACUAUCAUCGCGCAAAAUGGAAUCUUCGCAGAUGUGGGAGAAAACUGCAAUUCGACAGUCGGAGCUUGCAACGUGCGAUUAA